Molecule: messenger RNA, 2244 nt
Organism: Thalassophryne amazonica
Lineage: Eukaryota; Metazoa; Chordata; Actinopteri; Batrachoidiformes; Batrachoididae
Gene: rps6kb1b
Product: ribosomal protein S6 kinase b, polypeptide 1b
Biological process (GO): signal transduction; protein phosphorylation
Molecular function (GO): protein serine/threonine kinase activity; ATP binding
Source: RefSeq, a predicted model, not a curated record
GUGUGCGUUUGUCCAUGAGGCGGCGGACUCCCGAGCUUCUCACGGUCUGACACAGCGAGCUGAGCGGUUAUGGCCGGUGUCUUUGACAUUGAUUUGGAUCAGCCGGAGGAAAAUGUCUCCGACGAUGACAACGAGGAGGCUCAAAUCAAUGACAUCAUGGACCAGUGCAGUGGAUUUGAGUUCAAUAUGGAGGACUGUGAGAAAAUUGAGAUAUCAGAGGACAACGUCAACCAAGGGACAGAAAACAUCAGGCCAGAGUGUUUUGAGCUGCUGCGGGUACUUGGAAAGGGUGGUUAUGGAAAGGUCUUUCAAGUUCGAAAAGUUGUUGGAGCUGCAUCUGGGAAAAUAUUUGCCAUGAAGGUUUUAAAAAAGGCUAUGAUUGUCCGUAAUGCUAAGGACACAGCUCACACCAAGGCUGAGAGGAACAUUCUGGAAGAGGUGAAGCAUCCCUUCAUCGUUGACCUCAUCUAUGCCUUUCAGACCGGAGGAAAGCUGUACCUCAUCCUGGAGUACCUGAGCGGAGGAGAGCUUUUCAUGCAGCUGGAGAGGGAAGGCAUCUUCAUGGAAGACACGGCUUGUUUUUACCUGGCAGAGAUCUCAAUGGCUCUGGGCCAUCUACACCAGAAGGGCAUUAUCUACAGAGACCUAAAACCUGAGAACAUCAUGCUCAACAGCCAAGGGCAUGUGAAGCUAACAGAUUUUGGGCUGUGCAAAGAGUCCAUUCAUGAUGGAACAGUCACUCACACGUUCUGUGGUACCAUAGAGUACAUGGCUCCUGAGAUUUUGCUGAGAAGUGGACACAACAGAGCGGUGGACUGGGAGUUUGGGUGCCUGAUGUACGAUAUGCUCACAGGAGCCCCACCGUUUACUGGUGAAAACCGCAAAAAGACCAUAGACAAGAUCUUGAAGUGCAAACUCAACCUCCCGCCCUACCUCACACAAGAAGCUAGAGACCUCCUAAAACGGUUGCUGAAAAGGAAUGCCUCAUCAAGGUUGGGAGCAGGAGCAGGGGACGCCACGGAGGUGCAGGCUCAUCCCUUCUUUCGACACAUCAGCUGGGAGGAUUUGCUGGCUCGGAAAGUUGAGCCUCCGUUCAAGCCUUUCCUGCAAUCAGCUGAAGAUGUGAGUCAGUUUGACUCAAAGUUCACCAGCCAGACGCCAGUCGACAGCCCGGAUGACUCCACCCUCAGUGAGAGUGCCAAUCAAGCCUUCCUGGGUUUCACAUAUGUUGCACCAUCAGUCCUGGAAAAUAUUAAAGAAAAGUUCUCAUAUGAGCCCAAAAUCCGCUCACCUCGGCGGAUUGUUGAUAGUCCACGAACACCUUUAAGCCCAGUCAAGUUCUCAGGGGGUGAUUGCUGGUCCCGGAACCCUCUUCUUCCCGGUGGAGGACCAAGUGUCCUUCCAGCUUCUCAGGACCAGGCUAUGGAGGUGUCUGCUCUGGAGCAGAUGGACGUAACAGCCAGCUCCGAGGCCUCGGCCCCUCUUCCCAUCCGUCAGCCUGCCGGGGUCAGCCUGGGUCAGGUGAAGCAGCAGGCGUAUCCCGUUAUGGCCAAACGGCCAGAGCAUCUACGUAUGAACCUAUGACCCGCUGCGCUUCUUUGGGACAGUUUUUUUCUUGACGACUCCAACCUUUGUUGAUAUUUUUUUAAGAAAAGCAAAAAGACAUGGAUGCUUCAGACAAUAAAAAUCUAAACUUGCACAUCGGCACACCAUAUCAUGUCACUACCUGGAGUGCGUGAGUGUGGAAUAUCCUGUGUGCUGACUAUGUCACUGUCACCGCAACCUCAUGUCUCAUGACCUCUAUCUUUUGACCCUUGACCCCUUUGGACUUGCAGAACGGGAACUCUUCUGAGGAAUUUGUGUGAAAGCCUCAAACCAGGAAAUCAAAGGUGGUUAAGUAUCACACCAUAUGCAUGUGAUUUAUGCUAAAAUGCAGGCCUCCUGCUGCGAGGUUACAUCCAAAGUGCUAUUUGAGUGAAUGUCAGUGAGGAAAGUUCUUCCUUUGGAAGAUUUUGAGUGUCUUAGCAGGGAAAAAAAUGCUUCAUGGCUCUGAAUGAAAUCUGAUUUUUGUUUUCUGGACAAAGAAAAAUGCUGGUGUUAGGGGAUUAUGAGCAACUGACAGGCAGCAGUUCUGACGUUGACUAUAGCUUUAUGUCUUAAGACGUUUUACAAAACUGGAUGUAUCAGAUGUGCUGUACAUCAGCAUUAAAUCAGUGAGCGCUUAAAUUAAAGAAGUCAAACACA